Molecule: messenger RNA, 5802 nt
Organism: Eriocheir sinensis (Chinese mitten crab)
Lineage: Eukaryota; Metazoa; Arthropoda; Malacostraca; Decapoda; Varunidae
Exons: 2
Coding region: 399-3665 (1088 amino acids)
Source: RefSeq, a predicted model, not a curated record
CAGCAACGGUGGGAGACUCAGUGCGCUUGUGGCUGUUGGUGAGGGAGGGUGUGCGUCUCUGCCUCUCUGAACACUCCCCCUCGCUCCUCGUCUCGAACCCUGGUACACGGAGACACUUGAACCACUCCGCCACUGACUGAAAGAGGCAAACAGACAUAGAAAGAGAGAUUAAAAGAGGAUAUCAAGUGACAGUUUUAACAGACAAUCACAGGAAUUUGUUAAUAUUAUGAGAAGUUGAAUUUUCGAACGAGAUUUUAAGUUUUUUUCUGCGUUUUUUUCGUUUUCUUGUUUUGUUUUGGUGUUUGUUUUGAGUGUUUGUCUUCGUUGUCUUCUUCUUCUUCUUCAAGCGGUUCUGUGACCCCACGAGAAGGCGUGAUGGCCCGGUGAUCGGCGCGGCCAUGCCCCACGGCGCCAUGCUGGUGGUGGGCGGGCUGAUGCUGCUGGCGUGGGCGCCGGCGUGCUCCUGGGCACAGGUGGGGCUGCGCACGGCGCCCCUCACCGCGCAGCGCACCAGGGACAACAGCAGCAGCGAGGGCGGCGGCGGGCUGUUCUCGUCGGGGUGGUCCUCGGGGCUGGAGGCGCGGCGCCGCGGCGACAACAACGCCACCAGCAUCGAGAGCUCCCUGGCGGCCAUCUUCCGCGGCGUGGCCUACGGCGUGCCCACCACCACGACCACCACCACGACCACCACCACCACCACGACCACGACGACCACGACCACCCCCGCCCCCCGCACCACCACCCCCGCCAGGACCCCCACGCGCACCCCGCCGCCGCCCCGCCACCCCACUUGGGGCCCCGUGGACCUGCCGCCGCGGGACGACUUCGCGCUGCGGCCAUCCCGCCCCCCAGCGUGGCUGCUGCCGGAGGUGCAGCAGAAGGCCGUGACGGACCCGCGGGGCCGCGACGCCGCCCGCCCCGUGCUGACGCCCUACGUGGAGUCGCCGGGCCCCGCGGCGGAGGAGGGCGCCGAGGGCGAGGUGGAGGUGGUCCGCGCGGACGUGGGUGCGGGCGUGAGCAGCGUGGCGUGGGUGCGCGCGCUGGGCCCGGCGUGGGUGGUGCACGUGUACUGCGCGGCGGGCCUGUACGGCAUCCUGGCCCUGCUGGCGCUGCUGUGGCUGGCGCGCGUGCACGCCGCGGCGCACCUGCUGCCACGCGGGUACUACAUCACGCUGCACCUGCUCAUGUUCCUGGCGGCCUUCCUGCGCUGCGUGCACCUGCUGCACGACCCCUACGGCGCCGAGCGACGCCUGCCCGCGCCGCUCUCCGCGCUGGUGGAGGAGAGCGGCUGGCCGUGCCUCACCGCGGCGCUGGCCGUGGUGGUGCUGGCCGUGGUGCGCGCCUGGCGGUGCCCGCGCCUGCUGCCGCGUCGCCCCCACGCCCCGCUGGCCCUGGCACUGCUCACCGCCGCCCACCUGCUGGCCUCUGUGGCGGCACACCUCACGGCGGCCAUGGUGCCGCAGCACGCCGCGCCGCUGCGGGCAGCGGCGCGCGCCGUCACGGCGGCCUGGGGUGGCGCUGUGGGCCUGGGGGGCCUGCUGUCUGUGUGGCGGGCGGCGCGAGCGGCGGGGCGCCCCUCGGGUCUAUUGCUGGUAAGGUUGGGCCGCCCCGCGGGGGACAGCGGAGCCGCCCCGCAGCGCCACGCCCGCACGGCGCUGCUGCGCGCCGCGCGCCUGGCGCUGGUGGCCUCGCUGCUGCAGACGGCGCUCGCCGCGCUGCACAUGUACGCGCUGGUGGGGCCGCACUACAUGCUGACGCUGCCGCCCGCCUACCCGUGGCGCUGGCUGGCCUACCAGACGGCCUGCCGCCUGCUGGAGGUGUUCAUGUGGGUCAUGCUGGGCGCCGCCUCCCUGCUGGCGGUGGGCGGCUCCCCCGCCAAGCGCCAGCACCUCAAGGGCGAGGCACGCCUGCUGGCGGCGCUGUCGUGCCGGCGCUGCGGCUCCUGCGCCAGCGUGGCCGCCACGGAGCGCGUGGACGAGGUCUUCCCCGCCGUGUGCCAGGCCAACCAGGCCGUCAGGAACUUCACGCUGCACGCGCGCGGCAAGGCCGUCUACCAGGAGGCACUGGCCCACGCCCCCGCGCGCCGCGCCAACACGGUGCGCGUCACGCACAAGCGGCCGUCGCUCAGGAAGUCCGCCACGCUGCACUCCGCCGCCUCGGACAUCCACCUGCUGUGGAGCCACGGCCCCGCCGCCCCGCUGGGCCCCGACGGCCCCGCGCGCCCCUCCUCCAUGCUGUUCAGCGACGCCGGCUUCGUCAGGUUCAGGACGGCCAUGGACCCCCAGCAGCCGCCGCCGAUGAAGACGCCCCCGGAAGAAGUGGCGGCACGGGCCUUCCAGGGCCUGGGGCCGCAGGGCGAGGGCGGGGAGUGCGGCUCCCCCGGCCCCCGCCCCCUGGACGCGCCACCCGCCUACGAGCACGCGCUGCACGGGCGUGAGGGCGCCGCCUCGCCGCGGUCCGUGGGCUCUCCCAAGUACGAGGCGCCCUACGACAACAGUCAGCUAGAGCAGCUGCUGCAGCGGCGGCUUUGCGGCGACGGCGGCGGCGCGGCGGGCAGCGAGGCGGCCAGCGUCACGGACGGCAGCUCCACGGACGCCCUGUCGCCGCCCGCCGCCGCGGAGCACGACUGGUCCAAGUACGCCAGCACGUGCUCGUCCAUCAGCGCCGCCAACAGCUUCGACGUGCGCAUGUACGACGACUUCGAGGUGGCCUCCUACUACAACGCCCCGCCCGCCGCCUCGGCCCACGUGUACGCCUCGCUGCACCGACCCGGCGCGCGCACGCGGCUGGCGCGGCAGCGACCCAUGCUGGUGGAUGGCGGGGCGUCGCUGCGCAGCUGCGAGGCGCGGCAGGCCGUGGAGCAGCUUGCGGCGCUUUUGGCACCGCGCGGCGCAGCUGCCACGCACUUCUUGGACCUGCGCGGCGAGGCGCGCCACGCGCGGGGCUCCUCGGACUCCGACCCCAGCUCCUCCAGCGGGCGCGCGCCGCGCCCCGCCCGGGCAGGCCACGCCGUGCGCCGCGCCGCCCCACACGACCUGACACCGGACUCCGCGGUGGUGGCGGACGCGGCGGGGCUGACGGACGAGGCCUCGGGGGACGACGCCUCACCGCCCACCCGCGCGGGGCUGCUGACCAAGAUCGUCAAGAACAACUUCUCGCUGGGCGGCGGCUACACGCCCCUGGGCAGCGAGGACCUGCUCAGCGCCUCCGCCCCGCCUCCGGGGCCCGCGCCCCGCCUCCAGGACGACCGUCCGGACAGGGUGCGGCCCUGCGGCCACCGGCCCCGCAGGGCGCCGCGCGAGGAGCCGCCGCCGCUCAGCCCGCAGCGCGACCCGGUGCACCGCCACACUGCCCCGCGGGGCGCGCGGCGGGAGGUGCGGGGCGGCGCGGAGGAGGACCUGAGCGACGUGGCUGACGGCGCCACGCAGACGGAGCCGCGCGCCUGGCCGGCGGCCUCGCCCUCGCCCUGCUCCUCGCGGCCCGCCUCCUCGCUGGCCUCGCACUCCGACCUGCCCUCAGAGUGUGUGGACUCCGAGGACGACCUGCAUGACCCACACGACGCCCACGACCCCCGCCCUCUGCACCCGCGGCACUACCCCCUCCCGCAGCAGCCGCAGCGCCCCGCCUGGACCACCUCCCCGACGCGCCAGCAGGCAGCAGUGUGACCCCCGCCCGACACCCGCCGCUCACACUCCUUGUGAUAGUCCCGCUGCGUGCACACACACACACUCACACACACACACACACACACACACACACACACACGCAGCGCAGGGCACGCCGUCUCCUAUGGCAGACACCAGUGAAGGGUGCGAGGGGGGCAGGGGUGAGGGGGUCACACAACACCUUCCCGGUCUGGCGGAGGCGUACCCGCCGCCGCGGGCCUCGUCCGUGGCCCGCCAGGUGGGCGCCACGCCCACACCGCGGCGACCGGGGUGGGGAUGGCGGCCCGGGCGGGGAGGAAGGCAAAAAAAGAGACACACGGGGCGGCAGAUGUUUCCCGAGUGAGGACAAAAGGUGUGUGUGUGUGUGUGUGUGUGUGUGGCGGGGCCCCUAACCGGCCAGUCCCCGUGCAGGCAACGCUUACAUUCCCGUCACCGCGUCACGCCGCUGUGAAGGACGUAUUAGUGUGGCGGCGUGACGAGAGAGAGAGAGAGAGAGAGAGAGAGCAACACCGUCACAUGAGUAUACCAUUAUGACCGUCACGAGGGAUAAACACACACACACACACACACACACACACACACACACACACACACACACACACACAGGGGGCUCACCAGGACAAAACAGAAAGACGGGAAGAGAGAGAGAGAGAGAGAGAGAGAGAGAUUUCUAUUUUUGUAAGACCAGAGCCCCCCAAAUACUAACCCUUCUUCCCUCCCCCUUCCCUUCCCUUCCCUUCCCUUCCCUUCCCUUCCCUUCCCUUCCCUUCCCCUUCGCACGCAUCAUUACCAAGCCCCCCUUCCCCCUCCCCCCCUUCCCCUGUACUUAAAAAGACUCAAUACUUAUAAAUAUUUGUAGAGGACGAGGAGGAGGAGGAGGAGGAGGAGGAAGAGUGAAGGAGGAACACAUAUAAUAUUAAGAAGUAACUUUUAGCAUAUCAACGCCAUUCCCUUCGCCUGUGUGUGUGUGUGUGUGUGUGUGUGUGUGUGUGUGUGUGUGUGUGUGUGUGUGUGUGUGUGUGUGUGUGUGUGUGUGUGUGUGUAUCACCGCCAUGUGUCCUGCCAUCGCCUCGUCUCUAAUCCUUUUUGCAUCAUCAUCUUGUAUUGCGUCAUCUGUUUACAUUCGUGACGUCACUUCCCCUCCCACUUUGUUUACACUCGUGACGUCACUUCCCCCCACCCAGCCAGGCAGCCAAUCAGCGUGCUUCCUCAGGCUUAUAAGGGGGGAAGAACCGACCAAUCCGGCUUCGUCUCGUUCUGUUAUUUCGUUCUAACUUUCUGCUUAGUGUAAUUAUUCCGUCUUUUCGUUAUAGGGAUUUAUCGUUAAGGGUUGAUUGUGUUAUGAGUUAUUUUGGCCAGCGUUCAUUAUUAUUAUUAUUAUUAUUAUUAUUAUUAUUAUUAUUAUUAUUAUUAUUAUUAUUAUUAUUAUUACCUUCAUUGUUGUUGUUAUUGUUGUUGAUGGGAGAAAAAGAAGAAGGAGGAAAAGGAGGAGGAGAAAAAGAAAAGAAAAACAGGAAAAGGAGAAAGAAAUGAAGGAGGAAAAAAAUGAAGUAGAAAAAGAAGGAAGAAAUGAAGAUGAGAGAGAGAGAGAGAGAGAGAGAGAGAUGAUGAUGAAGAGGACAAAGGAAGAAAGAGAUGAAAUUAGGAGGAGGAAAAACAGGAGAUGAAAAAGAGAGAGAAAAAGAAGGAAAACAAUGAAAAUGAGAAAAGAAAAUGAAUGAAAAAGAUGAAAGGGAGGAAAAGAAGGAUAUGAAAGAAGUAAAAGAAGGAAAACAAAGAUAAUGAAAAAAGAAAAUGAAUGAAAAAAAAGAUGAAUGACCAAAUGAAGAAAAAAAAAACAAGUGAAUGAAAGGAUUGGAAAAAGAAGUGAAUAAAGAAAGUAUUAACAACAACAACAACAACAACAAUGAGGGUAUACAAUCUCAACACGACACUGUAUAAUGAUGGAAAUAUGUGUGUGUGUGUGUGUGUGUGUGUGUGUGUGUGUGUGUGUGUGUGUGUGUGUGUGUGUGUGUGUGUGUGUGUGUGUGUGUGUGUGUGUGUGUGUGUGUCAUUAUAUAUAUCGUUUUUGUGCCAAGCUAGUCAAGAUAAUUAAAGAAAAACUUGAUAUAAUAAAAAAAAUAAUAAAAAUGUAUAC